AUGGUUGUGGAGGAAUCGAUAGUGAUUUUGGACAAUGGCGGAUAUCACUUGAAGUUGGGCACCUCGCUUCAGGAAGAGCCGAGAUUGAUUCCAAACAGUAUCGUCAAGGCGAAAUAUGAAAGGAAGCGGGUGUUCAUUGCUCAUGAGCAAGAUGAAUGCCUAGAUAAAUGCUCGCUAUUCUACGUGAGACCCAUCGAGAGGGGUUACGUCACCAAUUGGGAAACUCAACAGCAAAUUUGGGAGAAGGCGUUCCAAACGCUGGAAAUUGAGGAGCCGAACGAAUCGCGCAUAAUGCUCACCGACAAUAAUUAUUUGGUGCCGGCGCUUCCCGACGUCUCGAGCGAAAUUCUGUUCGAGACGUUUGGAUUCCAUUCGGUGUUCAAAGGCGCAGCCGCUAGUUUUGUCGGCGAGCAUUCGAGCAAAGUGAACUUUGAGAAAUGUGCACUAAUUGUUGAUUGCGGAUUUUCGUCGACCCACGUGGCGCCCUAUGUCGACGGCAUUUUGAUUCAGGAGGGUGUCAUUCGAAUUGACAUCAGCGGAAAAGCGUUGACAAACAAAUUGAAGGAUUGGAUCUCGUAUCGCCAGUUGAAUGUGAUCGAAGAAACCCAUAUCAUUAAUGAAUGUAAAGAAGAUGUCUGCUAUGUUUCUUUGGAUUUCAAUGGGGAUUUGAAGCGAAAAUCGAACGCAAAACGAUAUGUCAUGCCGGAUUUUCAUACGACAUUUCGGGGAAUUGUCAAGGAUAUGAAUGAACCUUUUGACGCCAAUAUUCCUUCUAUAAGCUUAGGUGUUGAACGAUUCGCAACACCGGAACUCCUUUUUAAUCCUUCCGAUGUUGAUUUGGAUCAGAUGGGUGUUGGCGAGGCGGUUGUGGAGAGUCUGGCGCGUUGUCCGGAGAAUUUGCGAGCCGCAUUAUCGGAAAAUAUUGUGGUGAUCGGCGGAUCGGCGAAAUUCGCCGGAUUUCAGCAAAGAUUAGAAAGUGAAGUUCGAUCGCUGCUUCCGGUGGAAUUCGAUGUGAACGUGCACUCGGAUGUCGGAGAUCCGCAAAUUUACGCGUGGAAAUGCGCUCGUGAAUUGGUGGCCGCGAAAAAUUUCAAAAUUCCAUGGGUCGACCGCAAAGAAUGGAACGAAAAAGGUGAAAAUAUUGAAUUUGAACGAUUUUUCAAAACUAUCGAAACAUCUGACGACAUGAAAGCGAAAAUUGAGGCCGAGUGCGCGGCGAAACCCAGCGAAGAAAUGGAAAUUUGA
Messenger RNA from Caenorhabditis bovis, 1245 nucleotides. NCBI's taxonomy places the organism in Eukaryota, Metazoa, Nematoda, Chromadorea, Rhabditida, Rhabditidae. The record is from the annotation of a GenBank genome assembly.